Dracunculus medinensis (Guinea worm) is the source of this 312-nucleotide messenger RNA. The record is from the annotation of a GenBank genome assembly. NCBI's taxonomy places the organism in Eukaryota, Metazoa, Nematoda, Chromadorea, Rhabditida, Dracunculidae.
UUUAAUUCGCUGCAUUAUAGAAGAUUCAGCCAGAAUAGCGAAGAGGAAGAAGGUGAAUAUGACAGUGAGAUGGACGAUUUUAUUGACGAUACAGAAGUCGAUGAAUUUCAGCGAGAAGAUUUUGAGAAAACUCUAAAGUUAAUAAAUCCUCGAUACAAUAAAAAACGUUGGAAAAUGAAUGAGAUGAUGAUUGAUGAUCGAAAGAUGGAAUCAAAUUAUCGUGAUGUGGAUCGAGAAGAACGUAUUAGUUCAAAAAUUGGCCUCAUGGAAGAUAUAAUAGAAGCAAAAAGUGGAAAAAGUAUCGCACUUUAA